Apis cerana (Asiatic honeybee) is the source of this 3201-nucleotide messenger RNA. It is a transcript of the gene Gdi, whose product is annotated as GDP dissociation inhibitor. Gene Ontology annotation, molecular function: Rab GDP-dissociation inhibitor activity. The record is from RefSeq and is a predicted model, not a curated record. Gene Ontology annotation, cellular component: cytoplasm. NCBI's taxonomy places the organism in Eukaryota, Metazoa, Arthropoda, Insecta, Hymenoptera, Apidae. Gene Ontology annotation, biological process: vesicle-mediated transport; small GTPase-mediated signal transduction; protein transport.
AAAGUCAUCCUUCAUUCAUAAUCAGACUUAUAAUUUUAUAAUUAUUGUUCACAUACUUUCAACGAAACAAAUACGUAAUAACAGGUGAAUGUUAGUACUCUUAUAUAGCAUAAAUUUUUUCACGAUUAGCUAAUGAUUCAAUAGACUUACUAAUAUUUUCAAAUUAUGAAAUCAAAAAUAAAAUAACAAUCUGUAAAAUUUAAAAAUUUGCAAUUUUAUUAUCUUAGGAUAUUUUUUAAUGAAUUAUUGAAUGGGGAAUUACAAAAACCUAGGGAGAGUGUAACACUGCAGUAACUCCAUCAGUAGUAAUACCACCAUCACCACUAGCUUCGUUCUGCCAGCAGCUCCGUCAUCGGUAGCAAGCGAAAGAAUAAGGUCUUCCGUUCCGGCAUAAUAGUCGUGCGAGUUGGCAGACGCGCGACCGUGGAUUAUCUUUUUUCGAUUUUUAUAGCAUUCCCAAGAAAAACUUACAAGAACUUCGUGUUCAUACGUUUAGUGCUGUGAUCAAUUUCUUUACAUUUCGACGAAUAUGAAUGAAGAAUACGACGCGAUCGUGUUAGGCACUGGACUCAAGGAAUGCAUACUUUCAGGUAUGCUGUCGGUCAGUGGAAAGAAAGUGCUCCAUGUAGAUCGUAAUAAAUAUUACGGCGGUGAAUCUGCCUCGAUCACACCUCUGGAGGAUUUGUUUGCGAAAUUCAAAGCCCCCUCACCUGAUGAAACCUAUGGUCGUGGUCGCGAUUGGAACGUAGAUUUGAUUCCAAAAUUCCUAAUGGCAAACGGCUUGUUGGUAAAACUUCUAAUUCACACAGGCGUGACGCGUUAUUUGGAAUUCAAAUGUGUUGAAGGAUCGUAUGUUUAUAAAUCGGGCAAGAUUUCGAAAGUGCCGAUUGAUCAACAGGAAGCAUUAUCUAGUGAUUUAAUGGGUCUUUUCGAAAAAAGACGUUUUCGCAGUUUCCUUAUAUGGGUACAAAAUAUGCAAGAAGAUGAUCCCAGAACUUGGGACGGCUUCGAUCCAUUUAAUAAUAGUAUGAGUGCUUUAUACAAUAAGUUUAAUCUCGAUAAAAACACUCAAGAUUUUACUGGGCAUGCACUAGGUCUUUACAGAGAUGAUGAAUAUAUAAGUCAAAGCGCAAUUACUACUAUAAGAAGAAUUAAAUUGUAUAGCGAUAGUUUAGCACGUUAUGGAAAAUCUCCAUAUUUGUAUCCUAUGUAUGGUUUGGGUGAACUUCCUCAAGGUUUUGCACGACUUAGUGCCAUUUAUGGUGGAACAUACAUGUUAGACAAACCGAUUGAUGAAAUUGUAAUGAAAGAUGGAAAGGUUGUUGGUGUACGUUCUGGCGACGAGGUAGCCCAGUGCAAACAAGUAUUUUGUGAUCCCACAUAUGUACCUGAUCGCGUGAAAAAAGUGGGUCAGGUCAUAAGAUGUAUCUGUCUUUUAGACCAUCCAAUACCAAAUACAGCAGAUGCUCUUUCAACGCAAAUUAUUAUUCCUCAAAAACAAGUUAAUCGUAAUUCCGAUAUCUAUGUAUCUUUGGUAUCGCAUACGCAUCAAGUAGCAGCAAAGGGUUGGUUCAUAGCCAUGGUAUCCACUACAGUCGAGACGAAAAACCCAGAAGCCGAAAUCAAACCAGGUUUGGAUUUACUCGGAUCAAUUAAACAAAAAUUCAUAUCAGUUUCUGAUUAUUUGGAACCAACAGACACUGGUCUGGAAAGUCAAAUUUUUAUAUCAACGAGUUAUGAUGCAACAACGCAUUUUGAAACUACUUGUUUAGAUGUUCUUGAUAUAUUUAAACGAGCUACUGGAGAGGAAUUCGAUUUUAAUAAAGUAAAGCAAGAUCUAGGCGAUGAAGAUCAGUAACCAUAAGAUAAUUAUUGGUCAGUUUUAAAAAUAGUUCAUGCUGAAUUGAAAAAACGAGCGAAUAUAAUUUAAUGUGUGUAUAUCGAUAACGUCGGCGUUUAUCGAAAUCUCGAAGGAGAUGCGAUCAAUUAAUAAAUUUAUGCCUAAUUCUAGAUUCUCUUUAACAGAGAAUUUCAAUAAGAAACGUUAAAAAUUUAUUUUUCAAAUUUAUUCCAAUCUAAUUCUAAAAACUGCCCUUUUUACAUUAUGUCUAAAGUACACGUGUACAACCAUUUUCACAGAAAAUGAAGAUAUUAGAGCUUGUAACAUUUGUCAUUUGGAUAUUCGUCGAUAAAUUUUAAACAAAUUUCAAAAUACAAGUUACUGUGUGGUUUAAGUGUGCCCAUGUAUUCAUCAUGGAUAUAACAUGAUUUGAAUAAAACAUGACAGAGCCGAUUAUCGUGACUUUAUAAAUGUAUCAUAUUUUAAUUAUCAAAUUAAAACAUAAGAAUAUAAUUGUUUAUUGAGAUUGUAAAUGUUAAAAAGUCCUAUAGUUAUAUGACUAAUUGCAGUAGUAAAAAUGCGUUACGACACGAGGUACAAGAUAGAGAUAAUUUAAAAAAAUGAAUUCUACACGCAAUUAUAUAAAUAGCAUGCCGCAGUAUAGAAUUAGAAGAUAUGUCAUAUUGAUUCUGCACAUUUAGUUAUGAUAUUAAUAUAAAUUUCAAACACAUACGUUAAAAAAUUCAAAGUACAUACGUAUAAAUUGCAAAAGCACUCGCAAAGAUUAAUUUGCUUGCAAUAGAAAAUAUUACAAAAAAUGGAUGUCAAAAUAAAAAGAAAGAAAAAAGAGCGGCCAACCAUUUAAAUAUAUAUAUUGAAUAGAUAUAUUAUAUAUACAAUAUAUAUAUAUAUACUUUCUCAUUCUUAAAUAUGUUUGAAUGGGAAUAUAAAAAAAAUGGAAUCGUUGAAAUGUUGUUAUUUUAUGUGAAUCUAAGAGCUGGAAUAUUUCUUUGUCUAAUAUUUACAAAAUCAUUAAUAUGAAUUUUAAAAACACAUUAAUAGAUCUAAAAAAGGAUAAUUAUGUACAGAAUUAAAAAUUACUUUAAAAAUUACUAUACGUGUGCACUUGCGUAUGCGUGAAUGUUUUGUUAUUGAGCGAUUGAUUGGCUAUUUUUCAGAAUUUCUUAUUUCGCUUGCAUUUCUCUUCAAACUGUAAGCGCACCGUGAAUUUGUAUUAUGUAUAAAAUUUAUUGAACAAAAAAAAAGUAUGUGAUUUCCUAUUACUUUAUCUAAAACGUUAUUCACAUAACUGUAAUGUGACAGUCAUAAAAAAAAAAAUAAAUCGUAUUAUAUUAAUUUCA